Pleurotus ostreatus (oyster mushroom) is the source of this 2712-nucleotide messenger RNA. RefSeq lists its product as uncharacterized. NCBI's taxonomy places the organism in Eukaryota, Fungi, Basidiomycota, Agaricomycetes, Agaricales, Pleurotaceae. The record is from RefSeq and is a predicted model, not a curated record. Bases 1 to 2712 code for a protein of 903 amino acids. The transcript has 8 exons.
AUGCGGCUAGUCCCUGGGCGCACACCGACGCUCCCUGGCGCUAAAGGUUCGCACGCCGCUGUAGACGGUGAGCUCGGACUGAGCCACGAACACCGCCAGAUAUUGGAUGAGUUGCGUGGUGAAUCACCCAACGUUAGCGUGGAGCCGUCUGGGGAUUUUGAUUUGAGGGGAGAUGACGCAGAUUGGGAAGAAGUAGGAGAACUUACGGGAGAUCAAGCGAUGGCUCAGUCCAUCCAUGAGCUCGUGGCUCAACAAUGGCAAGGCCAACGUUACCACGAUGGGCGGACUCGACGGCAACGCAGGGAACGGCUGACAGCGAACUGGAAGCCACUGAUGGAGUCAAUGACGGCUGCCUACCUCCGCUGGAAGUACCCUCAAGCCCCCUUGCAUCCCCCGUCGUCUACGCCUGCUCCCUAUUUUGAAGACCCUCAAUCUAUGGAGACAUCGAGUGCCGAUGAUCGUUCUUCUGAGAGCGGACAGCCACAACCGCAAUCUGUUCCGGAGGACCCGUCCACUGAAUACGACUUUUCUAUAGAAGUGCUUGACAUCUUUUCACUAGAUACCAUUGCAACUAUCAAGCGUUCGAGUGAAGAUUCAACUGCCGCCGCCAUUGUUGAAAGCGGUUUCAUCCCCCCCACCCCGUACUCCCCCUCCCUUUUAGUUUCUGUCAAGACCCUGGAACUCUUCCGCCGUCUUCGGCUCCGCAAGCCAUCGUUCAGCGUAGAGGCAUUCGCAAAGGUCGUCUGCGACUUUUACAAUAUGCCCUAUCGUUACCGCUUCCGAAAUGCUUUAGCGGAGUCAUUCGAUGUUUACCUCUGGAUUCUACGGGAGAUCGACGCACAUAUCAAGACCACUCUUCAUCAAGAUUCUCCCGACUGGCGCGCUCUGCAUUCCUGCCCACCCUGUAGCUAUGAACUUGAGGGCGAGCCAGCUCUCAAAUUCCGUCGGAUGAUUGUUAUCGACGGCAACAACUCUCUGAAGCGAACUGCUCAUGUCGGCCACCGUCAGACUGCUGACACGCGGACCUUUGAUGAAGGGGACUACUUCCUUGCUCCGCAAUACGUUGAUCAAUUUGCUAACGAGGUACGCAGCCGGCCCCUCCCGCCUACUGAUCGGGAGGACAUGGAAGAUCUUGACUCAUUGUCGCUGGCGGCUGACGGUGCCACCCCCUGUGCCGACAACUGGAAGGCUGCCGCCGCAACCGAGCAUAAAAAGAUGUGGGCCGUUUUUGAGGAAACAGGUAUCUUUGCCUGCGCGUGCAGACAUGGGUUCAUGCUAUGGAUUGCAGAUAUGAUACGUAGUGGUGAACUGGCCAAGUAUCCGUUGGCCAUGGUUGCGAAGGCCCUCGAGACAUUAGGCUCCGAUAUUCUGAUGGGAUAUGACAUCGGGUGCAGUUUUAGCUCGACCCUGGCCCAUAGUUCCCUUUCCUCGAAGGCACAGGAACUGCGGUUUCGCCUGUGCGUCAAUGCAUUUCACGGGUACUCUCAUAACUACGCAUGUCAGAUGAAGAACCAUCCAAACAUCAUUGAGGGCAUGGGCCUCGAGGAUCUCGAGACACUCGAACGUAUCUUCAGCAGCUCGAAUCAACUUGCUCGGAUCAUUCGUUACUCUUCCGCGUUCCGGCGCCGGCUCUACAUUGACACAUACUUUCAUCAAUGGGAUGAAGACAAAUACCUAAAUCUCGGACAAAUGUUACUCAAUAACUAUAAACAAGCUCUUCUUAUCAAGUCUGAGGAGAGCGCGAUGCUAGCUGAAACUAUGCAGUCUGCGAACGUCACCUACGAAAAUCUCGCUGAGUGGAAGGAAGAUCAACAGCACUAUUUCGCGACCCUUGGCCAGGAACCUGAAUACAAUGUUGUUGCGAUCGAGUACGUUGAGUUAGCAAAGAUGCAAACAACCAGCUCCCGUUUUCUGACGACAACGGCGACAGCAUAUAAUUUCCGCUUUGCAGACACGGGAUACGGUCAGGCAUAUGGCCUGGACCUCUCGACUACUCGCAAGCUUGAGACAGAGCGCCGGUUUGCGCGGGAGCAAUACCAGUCAACAUUGCAGGAUGUCAUUGCUAUGGAAGUGUCGAUGGGGAUUGAUAAACGCUGGGAACCGGCCGACAAGACAUAUCUUGACACUGUCAAGUAUAUGCACCUCAGACGCUAUCACCGUGCGCUCGAAACACUUCAAAAACUUGUUAUUCAGCGUCUAUUUGAACUUCACAAGAUGAAUCUCUCGGGAACCGGUUACAAAUUACGAACUCACAUUGCGAAGUCCCUGCAAACACGAUGCAAGGCGAUUCAGAGGGCCGUGAACGCAUAUAACUCCGCUGCACUAGAACUCGAUCCUCCUCGACCCACACUCGACUGGUCCCAAGUUUCUCACUACUCAUUCCUUGAAGACUUUGAUCUCCUUCGCAGCACUCGUCAGGACAUUCGCGCAAAACCAUGGGCCCAACCACUUUUCUGUGAGAUGAUAAAGCGUGCUAACCGGCUUCAACGUGCGGAGGAAGAAAUCCUACGAUGCAAUAUUGAAAGCCGUCGUUUAUUGACAUCAAUCGCUGAUGAAGAAUGCGAGUUUGAUGAGAUAUUGAGCCAGGCCGAAGCUACCCAUGACCCACAUCUUGGGGCAUUGCACGAUCAUAUUAUCCGUAGGUGUAAGGGCAACCUCAAGAUGGCCGCAGAGUGCAAGCCUAGCAGAGGGAGAAUCCAAAGAGAUGAAUAA